GCGCUUGUCGGUGUGACGACUGAUAUAAACCCAUGUACAUGUGGUAGGCCUAUACUUGAAUAUGCCAACGAUUUCGGAAUAUUUGUAAGUUUUGUUUAUGGGGAGGCACGUACAUGAACAACACAAUGACAUCAUACGCCCUCGAACCUCUUCAUUCUCGCCAAGACUUGAUUGAAGACACUGUAAGACUCCUCAAAGACGAGUGGCCAAUGUGCUUGGCCGAAAGACUGAAAUCGGUUGAAACGUCGAAAUGCACAGGUCUGCCCUGCUCACUGGUAUUGAUUGAAACACGAGAGGGCGCUACAAGCGAAGUUCUUGGCCACGUUCGACUCGUACCAGUCCAUCCAGAAAGUGAAUGUCGUGUGUAUCUCGAGUCAGUGGCAAUCAAGAAGAAUAGACAAAAGCAAGGACUUGGCAGGAAAAUCCAUGAAAUGACAGAAGACUACGCUAAGAACCGCCUUGGAAGUCGGUACCUCCAUGCCACUGUCCUUACUGAAAGCAACGAGAUGUUUUAUCGACGUCUUGGGUUUGAAGACUGCCCAGAAACGACUCUUAUCGCAGCUAAUGUCUUGCGUACUUUCGUCUAUACGACGUGGGAAGGCCACAUAAUUCCCGAUGAGUGGAAAUCCAUGUACGAAGGAGGCGAAUCGCUCACCAAGGAAGAGGACGACAAAAUCUGGCAUCGUUUUUAUGCAAAGGAUCUGUACAGAGCAUGAAGAAUUAACA
This is a messenger RNA of Patiria miniata (bat star), 726 nucleotides long. RefSeq names its product N-alpha-acetyltransferase 80-like. Gene Ontology annotation, biological process: protein acetylation. The coding region runs from base 114 to 716 and encodes 200 amino acids. Gene Ontology annotation, cellular component: cytoplasm. NCBI's taxonomy places the organism in Eukaryota, Metazoa, Echinodermata, Asteroidea, Valvatida, Asterinidae. Gene Ontology annotation, molecular function: N-acetyltransferase activity; acetyl-CoA binding. The record is from RefSeq and is a predicted model, not a curated record. The transcript is spliced from 4 exons.